This is a messenger RNA of Didymosphaeria variabile, 1002 nucleotides long. RefSeq lists its product as uncharacterized. The record is from RefSeq and is a predicted model, not a curated record. The transcript is spliced from 3 exons. NCBI's taxonomy places the organism in Eukaryota, Fungi, Ascomycota, Dothideomycetes, Pleosporales, Didymosphaeriaceae. Bases 1 to 1002 code for a protein of 333 amino acids.
AUGGAGGCUGCCGCUGCGGUCGUCAGUUUUGUAGGCCUAGCAGCCCCUGUUGCGCAGGGUCUGAAGUUUCUGUAUGACUUCACGACCGACAUGAAGGAUUGUCCAAAAGAGAUCCGCGAAAUGAAAACCGAUCUUGAAUUGGUGGAAGCUUUGAUCACGCAAGUGAUUCAGCAGUGCAAUGAGCGCGACGUGCGACUUCGAGAAAGCGCGGAACUGGCACGCGCGAUUGGCCACGCCCAGGAAAGCGUCGAAGAUCUGAAGAAAGAGCUGACUGCGUAUGUUGCGGAUGGAAAACGCAAGCGAUUCAGGUUUGCAGCCAAAAUCAGCCAAACGCAGAGGCUCAGAGCAAGCUUGGAUAGGACAAGGACCAUCAUGUUAGAUUUCAAAAACCAGCUGCAAAGCGACCUGCUAUAUGACAUCCGCGACACGAGUCAAAAGGUUCUCAGAUCAGUCGAGAAGACGAACCAAAACCUGGAAACAUACGACAAUAGCUUCCACAAAGUUGCGCAACAAACCGAGAUACAAGCGAAAACCACGAAUGCAUCUAUGGACAGAAUCGAGAGCUCGGUCCAAGUAACAAGCGACAACUCAUCCGAGGGCUUGACUGACAUAAAAAUUGUGGCGAAGAAGCUUGAACACAUUACAGACUUAUUGACGGAAACAAGAUUAUCGCCUUCACCGAGUUCGAUACCAUCAACACCUGCAUUAUCGCGCGAGGUCAGUGAUAUCUCAGCCAUCAGCUCGUCCCAGGAGACAACCGCCAGCAGCAUUACGAGCUCUCCAAGCAUUUCGCGAUCAAUCUCUCAGAAUCCUCGCCAAGCGAAUGCCCUUCCAGAACACCCCCUUCUACAAUUCAAGGACAAUCAGGCCCUAGCAUCGGAGUUGCUCAAGGACGACUUCGAGAUGGGCAAGGUAUGCGGGCUUCUGCGGACCUGCACCAGCAUACCCAUGGUACUAGAUAAUGCAACAUGGUCAAGAAAUGCCAACAUUCGGAUGCGAUAA